Aphidius gifuensis is the source of this 1243-nucleotide messenger RNA. Its product is annotated as odorant receptor 13a-like. Gene Ontology annotation, cellular component: plasma membrane. The record is from RefSeq and is a predicted model, not a curated record. Gene Ontology annotation, biological process: detection of chemical stimulus involved in sensory perception of smell; sensory perception of smell. The coding region runs from base 14 to 1243 and encodes 409 amino acids. Gene Ontology annotation, molecular function: olfactory receptor activity; odorant binding. NCBI's taxonomy places the organism in Eukaryota, Metazoa, Arthropoda, Insecta, Hymenoptera, Braconidae. The transcript has 3 exons.
UAUUUGUUUAUCUAUGGCGUCUCAUAAUACACAUUCUGUAGAUAAUUUUACAACUAAGUGGAACAAAAACACGGAAUAUGCAUUUGGAUUACAAAGAAAAAUAAUAAGUUUUUUGGGAUACUGGCCAAAAAAUGAAUUUAAUAAAUCAUCGAAAAUAAAAAUUGGCAUUCUGAAUAUUACACAGAUGUUUAUUGUUAUUUUUUUCAUAAAAAAUUUGAUUGUAAGUGGUAAUUGUGGAAGUGGUGAAGAACUAGUUGACGCAUUAACAUUUAUAUUAGUCAGUUUAUUGGCAAUUUUAAAAAAUUCAUUACCAUGGUUUCAAAAAAUUUUUUACACUGAUAUUUUAAAUUUCUUAAUUGAUGAUUGGUUUUACUUUUAUAAUAUCAGUAAUAAAUCGCAUGACAUAAUGCUUAAGUACGCAAAAAUAGGUAGAAUUGUAUUGUUAAUUCAAGUAUUGGGAACAUAUGGAGCAAUGAUCCCAGUGAUUAUGCGUUAUCCUUCUACCAUUCAAGUAUUAAAUGAAUACAAUAAUGAUACAAUCUUAGCAAGAAACUUUCCACUUGGUCCACCUUGUUGGAUAUCAAUGACCAUGUCAUGGAAUUUAUAUAUUGGAUUUUAUGUUAUAUUUUAUAUUGACUUAUGUAUUUUGGUUACUUCUUUUGUUGCUAGUGAUGUUUUUUUAUUUACCAUUGCAAUGCAUAUUUGCGGACAAUUUCAAAUUUUAUAUAAUAGUAUGGAUAAUAUAAAUAACUAUAAAAAUUAUCAACAACAACGUUUUAUUGUCAAAAAUUUUGUCAUACGACAUAAUCAACUUCUUAUUAUGUUGAAAAACUUUGAAAAAAUUUGUAAUAAAAUUAUAUUUUGUGAAGUUAUGGGAAAUACAUUUCUUAUUUGCAUUAGUGGAUUUAUAGUGCUUCAGUCAUUCGAUUUCUCUCAAAAUAAAUUAGAAUUUGGUUUGGUGGUGAGAAUGUUUAUUUUAUUUUUGCAAUUAUUUUUAUAUAGUUAUGCAGGUGAAAAUUUAACAAAUAGAGCUAAAAAUUUACAAUCAGUAAUUUAUAAUAGCAGCUGGGAUGAUUUAUCACCGAAAAUUAUUAAAGAUAUGACAUUUAUUAUUUUACAUACACAAUAUGAAUUUUAUUUAACAGCAGGUAAAAUGCAAAACAUGAACUUGUCUAAUUUUAAAAAUAUUGUUAAAUCUAUAUUUUCAUAUUUAUCAGUUCUUCGAUUGAUGUUUGAAAAAUAA